Molecule: messenger RNA, 1107 nt
Organism: Lactuca sativa (garden lettuce)
Lineage: Eukaryota; Viridiplantae; Streptophyta; Magnoliopsida; Asterales; Asteraceae
Source: RefSeq, a predicted model, not a curated record
AUGAAUGAAAAAGAUCGAAGAAUGAUUGAUGCUUCAAGUGGUGGUGACAUCUUCAACAAGAAACCUCACGAGAUAUGCUCACCUUUUGGUACCAUUUCUCAAAAUCAACGAAACUUUGGGACUCGAAAUAAAAUAAAGAGAAAUUCCCCACAAGUGGUUGGUGAAGUUAGCAACACUCAACACUUGGAAUCAAGGCUCUUGGACUUAACUAAUGUGUUAAGUCAAAUGGUGGUGGGAAGUGGUCAACAAUUGAUGGUGUGUGGUAUUUGCACAAUGACAGGGCAUUAUACGAAUAAAUGUCCCACACUUGGAAGUGAAUCGGAGGAUUUUAAUGCCAUGAGAGGAUAUCAAGGUCAACAAAGACCAAUGGGAUUUCAAAACACCUACAACCCAAAUUGGAGGAAUAACCCAAACAACCCAUACCCACCAAAGAAAAACCCACCAAUUGUUAUGAUGAGACACCAAUAUCCACAAUACCCAUCACAAAAACCUCCAUAUCCACAAACAUCUCAUCCACCUCCAAAUUACAACCAACCUCAUCAACAAGGCCAAUCAAGUGGUAAACAAGAACUCGUUACUUCUCUUGCUCAAAGCCAAACUCAAUUCCAACAAGAGACCAAGAACACCUUCCCCAACAUUCAAGCACAAAUUGAAGACUUGGCCACUUCUCUCAACAAGAUGGAACAAAGGGGUAAACAUCUACCUCAAACCCAGAAGACCCCCAAUAUGAGUGCAAUAACCUUGAGAAGUGGGAAAACACUUGGAGAAAACAACCCUAAAAGAGUUUCAAGAGAAGAAGAAGAUGAAGUUAUUGUUAUUGAGCCUAAAAAGGUUGUAGUUCCUCCAAAGGAACCGAUUGUGACAAAUAUUGAGCAACCCGAAUCUUCCAACAAGACCAUUAAGCCAUUGGUCAUAUCACCACCCUUCCCUUCGCGGUUAGCGUUUUCCAAGAAGAUAGAGGAAGAAAAUGAAUUAUUUGAAACUUUCCACAAGGUCCAAAUCAACAUUCCACUAUUGAAUGCUAUUAAGCAAAUUCCAAUUUAUGCAAAAUUUCUCAAGGAUUUGUGCACCAAGAAGAGGAAAUUCAAGGAAAAUGAAAAGAUUUAA